Paraphaeosphaeria sporulosa is the source of this 380-nucleotide messenger RNA. RefSeq lists its product as uncharacterized. The coding region runs from base 1 to 285 and encodes 94 amino acids. The record is from RefSeq and is a predicted model, not a curated record. Lineage: Eukaryota; Fungi; Ascomycota; Dothideomycetes; Pleosporales; Didymosphaeriaceae. The transcript has 3 exons.
AUGAAGUUCAGCAUUAUCGCCAGCAUCUUUGCCCUCGCCAGCGUUGGCAUGGCUGCUCCAACUCAAGACGGCGCAGUUAAGACCCUGAACAAGAGGGGUCCUUGCCCCGAGGCUGGAUCCGGCAACAUUGACCCUUGCUGCUUUGACGGUGGCCCAGACGAGAACUGCAAGUCUCAGUCCAACUGCUAUGAGCGUUGCGGCCCCAGCGGACCCAAUGAUCAGGGAGGUGUUUUGGGGUGCAUCGCUGGCUGUGCCUCAGUCUGCCCAAGCACCCCAGAGUGCUAAACAGUUGAGGGCUCUUGCACUCCCUCGACCCGCUACGGUGAACGGUGCUGGAAUUUUAAGAGAUCGACGAUCAGAUCAAGAUAGCAGUACGCUCC